Molecule: messenger RNA, 7632 nt
Organism: Cyclopterus lumpus (lumpfish)
Lineage: Eukaryota; Metazoa; Chordata; Actinopteri; Perciformes; Cyclopteridae
Gene: slit3
Product: slit homolog 3 (Drosophila)
Biological process (GO): axon guidance; negative chemotaxis
Molecular function (GO): Roundabout binding; heparin binding; calcium ion binding
Source: RefSeq, a predicted model, not a curated record
UUUCCUGACCCUUUAAAAAAAAAAAAAAAAAUCUUCAAUGGCAAGGCAAGCGUUUCAAGGAGAUUCUGACUGAUCGAGUCUCGUGAGAGAAACUUUGGUGAACUUCUGCAACAAGAGAUUGAUUUCGGCUCCCAUCACUUCUUCUUCUUUUUUCUUUUUUAAAACAUUCUACCACAUAGUCGAACGACCUCUCUUGACCAUUUUUCCACCCCCACCCCCCAGGACGUCUACUUCCCACCCGCGGAUUUUCAAUUAACUUUUAACUUGGGUUUGGAAGUAAUUUCAGUGGAUAUCAUGCCUCCGAUCGGGCCGGAGAAUCGGGCUCCGCUCGGCCGGCUCUGGGCUCUGGUUUUGGCGCUGCUGGUGUGCGCUGCCUCGGUGACUGGAUGCCCGCACAAGUGCAGCUGCUCCGGAUCGCAUGUGGACUGCCAGGGUCUCGGCUUGAAGACCGUGCCGAAAGGAAUACCGAGGAACGCCGAGCGCCUGGAUUUGAACAGAAACAACAUCACCAGAGUCACCAAAGUGGACUUCUCUGGCCUCAAGAACCUCAGGAUCCUUCAUCUGGAGGACAAUCAGAUCAGUGUUGUCGAGAGAGGAGCCUUCCAAGACCUGCGCCUGCUGGAGCGACUUCGCCUGAACAGAAACAAACUCCAGUUCCUCCCGGAGCUUCUCUUCCAGUCCAACCCCAAACUAGGACGCCUAGACCUCAGCGAGAACCAGAUUCAGGCGGUUCCACGGAAAGCUUUCAGAGGAAUCACAAAUGUCAAGAACCUGCAACUGGACAGCAACCACAUCGGCUGCAUCGAAGAUGGAGCUUUCCGAGCGCUGCGCGAUCUGGAGAUUCUCACCCUCAACAACAACAACAUCACCCUCAUCCCGCUGUCCAGCUUCAACCACAUGCCCAAGCUGCGGACACUGCGUCUGCACUCCAACAACCUCCACUGCGACUGUCACCUGUCCUGGCUCUCUGAUUGGCUCAGAGCCCGACGGGGCUUGGCUCCCUUCACCCAGUGCAUGGCCCCCGCCCACAUGAGAGGCCUCAAUGUCCCGGAUGUGCAGAAGAAGGAUUUUGUCUGCAAUGGUCCAGCACAGACAGAGUUGAGGACUUGCACUCCUCAGGUCGCCGUGUGUCCACCCAGCUGCAGCUGCAACAACAACAUCGUGGACUGUCGUCGUAAAGGCCUCACUGAAAUACCAGCCAACCUCCCCGAAGGCAUCGUGGAGAUUCGCUUGGAGCAGAACUUGAUUAAAAGUGUCCCAGCAGGAGCCUUUUCUGCCUACAAGAAGCUCAAGAGGAUUGACUUGAGUAAGAACCAGAUUUCUGACAUUGCCGACGAUGCUUUCAGUGGCCUCCGCUCACUCACCUCACUGGUGUUGUACGGAAACAAGAUCACAGAGCUGCCCAAGGGAUUGUUUGAUGGACUAGUUUCCCUGCAGCUGCUGCUGCUGAAUGCCAACAAAAUUAACUGUUUGAGAGUCAACAUCUUCCAAGACCUGCAGAACCUCAACCUGCUGUCGCUGUACGACAACAAAGUGCAAACAAUCAGCAAAGGACUGUUCGCCCCUCUGCGCUCCAUCAAGACUCUCCAUCUGGCCCAGAAUCCCUUUAUGUGUGACUGUCACCUGAAGUGGCUGGCGGACUACCUGUUUGACAACCCUAUUGAGACCAGUGGAGCACGCUGCAGCCACCCCAGAAGGCUGGCUAACAAGCGCAUCAGCCAGGUUAAAGGCAAGAAGUUCAGGUGCACAGGUCAGGAGGACUACCGGAGUCGUCUGAGUGGCGAUUGUUUCCAGGAUCUGGUGUGUCCAGAGAAAUGUCGCUGUGAAGGCACCGUGGUCGACUGCUCCAAUCUCAAACUGACUCGUGUACCUCCACACAUCCCCGAACACACCACCGACCUGCGGUUAAACGACAAUGAGAUUGCCGUCCUGGAGGCAACGGGGACAUUUAAGAAGCUGCCUAACUUGAAGAAGAUAAACCUAAGCAACAACAAGUUGAGGGACAUCCGUGACGGUGCCUUUGACGGAGCGGUUGGCGUUUUGGAGCUGCUGCUGACGGGGAACAAGCUAACUGGACUGCAGGGACGCAUGUUCAAAGGCCUCAAUGGCCUGAAAACGCUAAUGCUGCGGAGCAACCAGAUCAGCUGCAUCGACAACAGCACAUUCACAGGUCUGAGCUCGGUGCGUCUGCUCUCGCUGUACGACAACAGGAUCUCCAGCAUCGCCCCGGGAGCCUUCUCCACCCUGCACUCCCUGUCUACCAUCAACCUCCUGUCCAACCCGUAUGUGUGUGAUUGUCAUUUGGCCUGGCUGGGUCAGUGGCUGAAGAAGACCAGGGUGGUCAGUGGAAACCCUCGCUGCCAGAAGCCCGCCUUCCUGAAGGAGAUCCCCAUCCAGGAUGUGGCCACACCAGACUUCACAUGCGACGGUGCUGAGGAUAAUGGUUGCCUUCCUUCGUCUAGUUGCCCUGACGUUUGCGCGUGCACAGACGGCGUGGUGCGAUGCAGCAAUAGAGGGCUGCGCUCUCUGCCCAAGGGCAUUCCCAAGGACACCACGGAGCUUUACCUGGAGGGUAAUAUGUUGGCAGCUGUGCCCAAGGAGCUGGCGAGCCUGAGGCAGCUGUCAUUGGUGGACCUGAGCAACAACAGCAUCAGCAUAUUGGCCCCCUCCACCUUCAGCAACAUGUCUCAACUAGCCACACUCAUCCUGAGUUAUAACCAGAUUCGCUGCAUCCCGGUCCAGGCCUUCGACGGGCUCAAGUCACUUCGCCUGCUCACUCUCCAUGGUAACGAUCUUUCAACCAUACCAGAGGGAGCUUUCAACCACCUCACCUCUCUCUCCCACCUGGCUCUUGGUGCCAACCCCCUGUACUGUAACUGUGACCUGCGCUGGCUCUCUCAGUGGGUCAAGGCUGGCUUCAAAGAGCCUGGCAUCGCUCGUUGCACUGGGCCUCCUGAUAUGGCCGACAGGCUACUGCUCACCACGCCACUCAACAGAUUUCAGUGUAACGGUCCAGUAGAAAUCAGCCUGAUGUCAAAGUGUGCCCCCUGCCUGGCAGAACCCUGUCAAAACAAUGGCACCUGUGUCUCCGAUACGACUGGAUCCUACCAUUGCACCUGUCCAUAUGGUUUCAAGGGUCAAAACUGUGAAAUACCCAUCAAUGCCUGUAUUAGUUUUCCGUGCUCCAAUGGAGGAACCUGCCACAUUCAUCCUGGCCGUGAAGACCACUUCAGCUGUGUGUGUCCGCCAGGCUUCGAGGGCCAACGGUGUGAGAUGAACCCAGACGACUGUGAAGACAACGACUGUGAGAACAACUCCACCUGCAUCGACGGAGUCAACAACUACACCUGCGUCUGCCCACCCAACUACACAGGUGACCUGUGUGACGAGGUGGUUGAACCUUGUCUCCAUGGUUUCGACCCCUGUCAGCACGACUCAAAGUGUGUCCAUGUCGGCCGCACUUACAGGUGCGAGUGUUUACCGGGCUAUGUGGGCCAACACUGCGAGCAGGACUAUAACGACUGCCUGGAGAAUAAGUGUCAACACGGAGCGGAGUGUGUGGACGCCGUCAACGGCUAUACCUGCGUCUGCAAAGAGGGUUUCAGCGGGCUGUUCUGUGAACCUCCACCAAUGAUCUUGCUGCAGACCAGCCCCUGUGACCAAUCAGACUGCCAGAACGGCGCCCUCCUGGUGGUUGCCGGGGAGCCCGUCUGCCGCUGCAUGCCCGGUUUCUACGGCAACAAAUGUGACAAGAUGGCCACUGUUCAUUUCCUGGGUCGGGAUGGAUACGUGGAGCUGCCGAGCGCGAAGCUCCGUCCCACGGCGCAUAUUUCAUUGCAGGUGGCUACAGAUAAAGACAACGGGAUUCUGCUGUACAAGGAGGACCACGACCCUCUGGCUCUGGAGCUGUACCAGGGACACAUAAGACUCAUCUACGACAUCGCCACCUACCCCCCCACCACCGUAUAUAGCGUUGAGUCUGUGAACGACGGGCUCUUCCACAUGGUGGAGCUUUUGAUUCAGAACCGUUCACUGAGCCUGGUGGUGGAUAACGGGGCCCCCAAGAGCCUGGGCAAGCUGGCCCGCCAGCCCUCCGUCGACCACAACACACAACUUUACAUUGGAGGAGUACCAUCUCCGGUGGUGGCCUCAGGGCUACGACCCGGCCCUGAACGUUCCCCCCAGCCUUUUAACGGAUGCAUCCACAAUGUCCGAAUCAACGGGGAGCUUCAAGACCUGAGUUACAGAGCAGCAGGAGGAGCACGACAGCAAGGGGUCGAGGGCAAGGCCGAGGGCAUUCUCGCGGGGUGUCAUUCCUGCAGUGUGUGCGCUCAGGGCGCGUGCCGGGAGGGCAGAGAGACGGGGGUAACGUGCGAUUGUCCUCCGGGACGCAGCGGGGCCCUGUGUGACCAGACGACGGCGCCGAGCACCUGUCAGAGCAGCAGAUGUGUUCACGGCCUGUGUGUGCCGAAGGGUCCGUCCUACAGUUGCCAGUGCAGUGAGGGCUACCAGGGUCAGUACUGCGACCAGCGCUCAGAGCCUCCAGCGUGCCGGGGGCAGCGCUGUGGCCACGGGGAGUGUCGCGUGUCAGAGGGAGGAGAGCCCGUCUGCCACUGUCAGCCGGGGUACUUCGGGCCUACCUGUGACACAGAGCUUACGUGUCAGGGACAGAUGGUGAGGGAGCUGGUGAAGCAGCACCGCCCGAUGACAACAUGCACGUCCACCACCAAGAUCCCCCGCAUGGAUUGUCCCCGAUCCUGCGCGGCCGCGGCACCCCACGGUGUGUGCUGCGGCGUCACUAAGAGCCGAAGGAAGAAGGCGUUUUUCCGCUGCACCGACGGCACCUCGUACUCCGACGAGCUGGAGACUGCGCUGGAGUGCGGCUGCUCCAAGUGCCCGUUGUAACGGCACCGCUUGUUCGUUCGUUUUGCAACACCCACCGCCGCCAUUUUGUGAGUUCCACACGUCUGCGAGGCUGUCGCUGAUGAGCACCAUCUUCAUGUGAUUUCUAUUUCAUUUUUUACACAUUCAGUUUGACCGCUGCCAAUUUUGCCGCCUGAGAGAAACCACAAACGGAAAAAUCAUCAAAUGGGACAUGUGUGCGUGUUUUUUGACAGAGAGAAAAUAUAUUGUAAGAUAUAAGUGAGAAAAAAAACAUAGAACUUAUUUUUAUUAUGGAUUUUUUUUUUCUAAAAAGAUGAUAAAAGGACUGAUAAGUUGUGUUUUUGUUUUUUUAUAUGUGUUGAUUAUAUAAUGUGUUACAUAGUAUGGAAAGUUAUUUUGUACCUUGUAAGGAGGACAAAUACACAGCAAAAUAGAUUAACAUUCCUUAAAAGUAUAUGAAUUUAUAUGUUUGUAUAAAUCUAUAUAAAUAUAUACCCUAACCCAACGAAUUCUAUAUUUUCAAAGUGUAUUUGCAUGAUAAUGUGAGUGCUGAUGUGUGGGAGGCUUUGGACACUGAGAGGAGGGCUGAGAGAGAAUAUCUCCCUCGAUUCCACAACAAGGAAAAGGUGGCGGUCUUUCGAUGGCCUCCCUCUUGGAGAGAAAAAGGGAACUGUAUGUGCCUAGCUAACCUGCUUCACUAUAUAAUGGACAUCAUCCUCACAUGUGAGUUCUUUGAGAAACCAUAAGAGACUCUUUCCACAGAGAUGUAUAACACAUUGUUCUAUGCUGUGUUAUUCUUCAGUUUGCUGUUGCACACCAGACUUGGAGCCACUUGAGGUUUGACAUGAAGACAUUUUCUAUUCAUUAAGAAGUACACAUUAUAUACACACUUAUAUAUUAUAAGUCAGGAAUUCCCAUUCAAAUCAACAAGAGUGAAACCAUACUGUAAAUUUAGCAUCGCGCCGAGUGUGUGCCUAUUAGCUGCUGAGAUUUAAAAUCAGUUUUAAUCCUCGAUUCCCAGCAGGAAAACAGGAAGCCAUUUUUAAUCAAACCACCCAUUUGUACAGUGUGUAAAAGUGUUUCCCUUCCUCCUGAGGUUGAACGUGUCCGGUGUGCAUCACUGCUGGUUGUAGUUGUUUGUGGUGAGAAGUGUGCUCUGUUGCACCUGUAACCACCUCCAACAGUGAUGUCACCGUGCACCCUGGGGUACGUUUCUACAGAUGUUAAACCACUGGAGGAGAAACAGCAACAACUAAGUGUUCAGCUGGUUUCAGUUGCUCUUUAAAUGGCUCCUCAACAUCUGAUGAUUUUCUGAUGGGCAGGAAGACCAUUUAGAGUAAAGCCUUUAUGCCAAAGUCAAAUAUAUUUGCCUUAACAGAUAAGUAUGUGCAAAAUGAUUGACGGGAAUUGUUGAUUCAUACAACUUCAAGUGCCUUGGUGUACUUAUUUUUAAAUCCAAAAAUGUUGCUGCAAUAUUGUAAACCACUGCUACUGAAUGUUGAACGUCUCCAUGACAACACAAUCAAAAUGAUAUGGUGGCCUUUCUUAGUUCCCAAAGAAAAUGAUGCUGACGAUAAAUAAAUAAAUACUCGUGUCUCCUGAUCAGGUUGUGUGUGCCGGCCCUAUGAAGUGUGUCGAAACUGAAACCGUUCAAUAAGGUCAAAAACAAGAGAUGCCAUUAAUGUGUCACAGUACAUUUGGUAUGAAUUAUUGGUUGAUAUUAGCCUUGUGUUUAAUGUGAAAUUGCAGCAUCAACAAGAACCCAUUUCUUUUUUAUUUUCCCUCUUACAGUGUCAAAGUGUGAUGCAUUCAGUGUGUUAUAUGAUAACGUUGUAAAAUGCAGGUUGUUUGGUGCGCUUUAAGGUGCAGACAUAACACAUACAUCCACGGAGCAUGUGCUUAAAACAUGUUCACUUUUCAGAUGAAGGUGCAGCUUUUUGAUAAUGUGUUAAUGGUUAAAUGUCCACAUUGACAGUCGGGCGGAGGUUUAAAAAAAAAAAGAAAAAGUGGCUUGCAGUUAUUGACCAAAAAACAGAGUGCUCCAGUCUGAUCACAGCAAACCUCCACAUUAGCAACUCAGUUGCCCGCUGAGGCAAAGUAGUCCCUGUUUUGGGCCGAGGUACCACAACACAGCUGCAAAAGAAAACAUCAGUACGGUUUUUAACUGCCUAGAGAUGACUAACAUGAUUAAAAGCAUAGCAAAAGACUUUAAUGUAACUACUACUGUAUUGUUUACUUAAUGCAUUGUUGCUUUGUUGACAACAGGUGCAAAGUAUUGUCACACUUUUACAGUUAAUUCACAGCUAAAAAGAAAUCUGGGUUUGAGACGUAUCAGUAUUAUCUUUGUCAACGUCACAGUUUCCCACAUCUUCUCUUCCUUCUACCUGACCCUCCUCCUCACUCCUUUCCUUCAUACCUUUCCUCUGCCCUCCCUCUGUUCGCUGCCUUUGUGCCCUGGUGUCUCUGUCCAAGAUGUCUCCUAUACUUUCAUUCAUGAUCGCCAACUCUUCCCCGUCCCUUUUUCUCAUUGUUUGCUCCCAUUAUGUUUUCAGCUUCUAUCUUUUGCCCACUUCUCUUAACUGUGUUCAACCUCUCGUUUCCUGCUUCUAAAAGUAUAGGUCUCCAUUGUGAAGAGAAUCAAAUACUUUAGUUAUUUGUUUUUUGACAGUAGAAACAAGCUUUUAGGUCAGUCAUUUACAUUUUCCAGGUCUUAGGUUGAAAAAAAAUAUGAAUAUGUGAGUGAUGAUA